CCGAGAGGGAGCGAGCUGUAAACACAGGGGGCGUCUUACGUUCAACUGGGACAAUAAAGCGCUUUCCGUAUCAAUGCACUAACCAUGAACCUACGCGAUAUGACUGUGAUAAAACUCCUAUGCCUAUUGUGCGCCCUGAAAUCCAGUCAAGGUUACUAUGGCAACCCUCUGAACAAAUACAUUCGCCACUAUGAGGGACUGUCCUACGACACAGACUUGGUACACAACAGACAUCAGAGAGCCAAGCGAGCGAUCUCGCACGAAGAACGCUUCCUUCACCUGGAGUUUCAUGCUCACGGAAGGCAUUUUAACUUAAGGAUGAGAAGGGACACAAGAUUGUUCUCAGAGGAUUUUAAGCUGGAUGUGUCCGGAGAAGAAACGGCCUAUGAUACCUCACAUAUCUAUACAGGAGAGCUCUAUGACGAGCAGGGCAGCCUAACUCACGGCUCUGUCGUCGAUGGUAAGUUUGAGGGCUUUAUUAAUACACACCAUGGGACUUAUUAUGUGGAACCUGCUGAGCGCUACUUGGGGGACAAAAAUGUGCCAUUUCACUCCGUCAUCUACCAUGAAGGUGACAUUGAUUAUCCUCAUAAGUAUGGGCCUCAGGGUGGCUGCGCAGACCACUCAGUGUUUCAGAGGAUGAAGAAGUAUCAGGCCUCUGCUGUGGAAGAGCCGAUCAAGGUUGCAGAAGUAGGAUCAAAGAAGCAGUCAUCUGAUGACCAUGUGCUGCAAAGGAAAAAGAGAAUGACACAGGUGGAAAAAAAUACCUGUCAGCUCUUUAUCCAGACUGACCACCUUUUUUACAAAUACUACAAAACAAGAGAAGCUGUGAUUGCUCAGAUUUCCAGCCACGUUAAGGCGAUUGAUGCAAUCUACCAAGGUACAGAUUUCCUGGGUAUCCGCAACAUAAGUUUUAUGGUGAAGAGAAUUAGGAUUAACACUACUAGUGACGAGCGCGACCGGUCCAACCCUUUCCGUUUUGCUAAUAUAGGUGUGGAGAAGUUUCUGGAGUUGAACUCCGAGCAGAACCAUGAUGAUUAUUGUCUAGCAUAUGUCUUUACUGACAGAGAUUUUGACGAUGGUGUGUUGGGACUUGCCUGGGUGGGAGCACCUUCAGGGAGCUCGGGUGGUAUCUGUGAAAAGAGUAAGCUGUAUUCUGAUGGGAAGAGGAAGUCACUGAACACUGGGAUUAUAACCGUGCAGAACUACGCAUCUCACGUGCCUCCAAAGGUCUCCCACAUCACCUUUGCUCAUGAAGUGGGACACAACUUCGGCUCUCCUCAUGAUUCAGGCUCUGAAUGCACUCCAGGCGAGUCAAAAAGCCAGGAUAAGAAGGAGAAAGGCAACUACAUAAUGUAUGCUAGAGCUACAUCAGGAGACAAGCUUAACAACAACAAGUUCUCAGUGUGCAGUAUUCGCAACAUCAGCCAAGUGCUGGAAAAGAAAAGGGGCAACUGCUUUGUCGAGUCUGGCCAACCAAUCUGUGGUAACGGCCUGGUAGAGCCAGGAGAGGAGUGUGACUGUGGAUACAGUGACCAGUGCAAAGAUCAGUGCUGCUAUGAUGCUAACCAGCCAGACAACAAGAAGUGCAAACUUAAACCUAACAAAGUCUGCAGUCCCAGCCAAGGUCCGUGCUGCACCUCCGAGUGCACGUACAAGAGCCGGAACGAGAAGUGUCGUGAGGAGUCAGAGUGUGCCCAUCAAGGCAUGUGUAGUGGACAUUCAGCCCAGUGCCCCACCUCUGAGCCCAAGGCCAACUUCACUGCCUGCCAUGGAGAAACUCAAGUCUGCCUUAACGGGGGCUGUUCUGGCUCUAUCUGUGAGAAAUAUGGGCUGGAGGUAUGUACCUGUGGUACUGGAGAUGGCAAGGAUGAGACGGAGCUCUGCCAUGUUUGCUGCAUGGAGAAAAUGAACCCCAAUACAUGCAGUAGUACAGGCUCGGAGAGCCUGGACCAGUUUUUCAAACGGAAGGUGACUACACUGCAGGCCGGCUCCCCCUGCAACGACUUCAAAGGCUACUGUGAUGUGUUCAUGAAGUGCAGGCUGGUGGAUGCUGAUGGGCCACUGGCCAGACUGAAGAAAGCCAUCUUUAAUCCUAAACUCUAUGAGAACAUUGCUGAGUGGAUAGUGGGUUACUGGUGGGCAGUGCUGCUGAUGGGUAUUGCCCUGAUUAUGCUUAUGGCUGGGUUCAUCAAGAUUUGCAGUGUGCACACACCCAGUAGUAACCCCAAACUACCACCACCUAAACCUCUGCCAGGCACUCUAAAGAGGAGACGAGCCCAGCAUGCUAGUCAGCAGCAGCAACAGCAGCAGCAGCAUCAGCAUCACCACCAUCACCAUAACCAGAACCAGCACCCUCAUGCACACGGCCAUCAAAACCAGCGUCCAUCCCAGCGCCAGCCUCAGCCCCCGCGCCACCACCGCCAGCAGCGUGAGAAUUACCAGAUGGGCCAGAUGAGACGCUGAGAACCUCAAUGUCCCUCACAGCACCACCACUACACCCUGCCACUGCCGGCCUACAUUGGGAUAACGGUCACUACAGUCACUACACUACACUGCUUUUCAGCCAGAUUCAGAGGAUACUAAUCUAAACUUGCCUGGAAAACACUAAAUCAUUUCCAGCUGUCAAGAAUUCAAAAGUUUUUAAUCAUGUGCUGUACUACAGCUCCAGUUUGGUUUAAUCAGGACUUCUUGCGUGUGGCCUUAAAACAAGGCCUUACUUCAAAGAGUCCACCUGGACCAACACAUGAAUUCCUCACAAAACUCCCAGUUAUUCACUGCAUCAACCAGGACUAAUUUUAAAGUUAUACACUAUAAAAUGUGCAGUAUGUGACAACAUGAGCAAUUUUUUUUUAAAGCAGCUUUUGUAAAAAGUCAUACACUAAAACAGGAAUCGUUUACAAUAACACGUCCAGUUUUCCAUAGAGGAUAUCUGGGCUAGUCCAUUAUGCUUCCGUUCAUUCCAGUCUUUAUACUGAGCCACUUGAACAACGUGAAGAACAUCCCUGCUCCGUUUAGCAGCAGUGAGCUCAAACCACGCGGACAUUUCGGGUCCCCCCUUUGUCAAAUCUCAGCACAGGAAAGUGGUAUUAAAAACAUCUCAAAAUCUUUGCUUCAUUCCUUUGAGAAAAAAAAAUAUCAUGAACACCAUACAAAAUCAAGACUUUUCAGUUCUGAAGUUAUAUGUAAUUUUCUCUUUUCUCAUUCACGUCACAGUCGGUAUAUUGAAAGAGUGCCAGGGUUUAAAAGACAGGCCGUAGAUUUAGCGUUCAGUCAUUUCCGUUGUGUUUCUCUUUCAAACCUUCAGAUGACAUGGUUUGAAACUAAAGCAUCUAUUUAUUCUUAUGAUCAAGCAAAAGUUCAAGGCUGUUAUUUUUUCUGUGCAGCAAAUGCAUACUGCUCCGUUGUACAGAUUACAACUGUAUAGAGAAAAGAGAUUUGUAUUAUAUGUGAGAAAUAUUUCUUCUACUCCUCAGAACAGAAAUAAGUUGUCCUUUUGAUCAAUAUUUCUCAGGACUUGGGACAGAAAUGAAGGGACUGUACAGGUGAUUGAGGAUGAAGGAUAAGAUACAAGUUGAGCUUAUUGUUCCAUUUGGCUCUCAUUUACUUCUUUUAACAAAUCAUUUAUCCAGUGUUUUUUAUUAUUAUUAUUAUUAUUAUUAUUAUUAUUAUUUGUUGGAGCAGUGCACAAAUCUACCCCAAAACUCUAGCACGAAGAACGUUAAACCCUCAUGUUUCCCUGAUUUUCUUGUCACCUCAGAUGUCACUUGGUGUUAACGAAAUUAAUCUGCAAUAGCUUGUGAAUGCGUGUAUUUCAACGUGCAUGCUGCAAGUCCUCUAGGGGAGACUUAAGUCCAGCUAAUCUAAAUAUAUACAUAAAUAUGAAAGGUACAUGGUUAGGAUUUGAUUAUCUGUUUACAUGAAAGGAUCAUAAUUGGGAAGGACAGUUGCAUUUACAGGUGGGCAAUUAUAAUUUCUUUCCCUUAAUGAAGACACCUAUUAAGACACUGUGAAUUAACCAGUGUCUUAAUGAAAUACCAGCAGAUACAAGUAGUCAUGUUGAGCUUACAGUUACCUUAAGCCUUGCUUAGGUCCUUGCUACAUUUGACAUGAGAGAUUAAAGGAAGUCUUAUUAUUAACAUUACUAGGGAUGCUCAAUGCUUUACUCAGCAAGAAACAAAAGAGGUUUUACCUCAUUAGGUGAGAAAAUAUUUCAGCUUUAAUCUAGAUAUUGAAGGACCCGAUUGUUUAACGAUUUGAUGCAUAGAGCUAACACUGAUAUUCAUAGCACAAUUUUACUUAAAUUGUACUCUUUUUUUUUUUUUUUUUUUUUUUUUAGUCUAAUUAAAUUGCUCAUGGAAAAUUUUUGCCUUGCCAUGAUUGAUUUAUUUGUGUUUUACUUUUAACUACAGGUUGUGCAAUCUAACAAAUGAAUUAAGCUAACGUUUACCUUUUAUUUCUGCAUAACGUGACUCUUAAAAGCUAGAGUUUACAUUAGCAUUUCUGAUUAAAAUAAAUUGUUUAGUUAUGAAAUGCUGUCAUGAUGGUGAGGUUAAGAUGUCAAGGUCUCUUGUAUCACCAACAUUUCCGUCGAACCAACAGAGAUGUGUGCGUAUGUGUGUGUAUAAAGGCGCACCAGGUUUCUUAAAAGCCAUGGCAGGCAGAAGUGACAGUUUUGGAGACUGAUAGCACGGACGGCAAUGUUUGACCUCAGGUCACCUCUCACUUUCACAAUGAGAGUCUCACAAACGAUUUGAGUUUUUUAGUCAUUGUGUUUGCUUCCAUCAGUAAAGGUUUUCUAGGGAUCUGAAGUUCUGACUUCAACUUGGGGCUGAAUUUUCUGUCUUUUUAAAAGCAUUAAACAGAAUUUUUUGUUCUGCUCUAUGGAGUGACUGGGUUUUGUAAGAGCCACUGAUGUGAGAUCUCUGUCUUAAAGGGUCAUGGAGCAGCUUGGAUGCCAUCAGGAAAGCUGCUCUGUGGACAACAUUGUAAACUGUUGUAUACUAUGUACAGUUCCUGGAGCAUUUCUUUUAAAUUUUAAGAUAAAUAUGAAAUUUUGAUACUUGUCUGUCUAUUUUUCCCCCUUUUUUUUCUUUCUUUUUAAAUUUAAAUGUGACCAUAUAGUGAUAUUUUCUCUUUAUUCUGCAUUUUUUAUUUUUUAUUUUUAUUUCCACUACAUUUGUCAAAAUAGACUUGGAUAUUAGAACAUUACUCUUUCUUUAUAGCAGCAAUCAGAAUAUUUAAAUACAAUGAAGUGCAUAGUUUUUCUGCUUUUUUUUCUUCUUUUUUGUCUGUUUCUCAUGUGGUGUGAUAUGAAUAGAGGAGGAAUAUCUGCCUGUGUCUGACAUUUCUUUUACUGGUUUUUAUUUUGUGUAGUCUUGGUGAGUCUUUAUAAAAAAAAGUGCACUGAAAUUGUCUGAAUUGAGUCUAAAUUAAUGUAGGUGGUAUAGGCAGAAGGAUCA
Molecule: messenger RNA, 5462 nt
Organism: Clarias gariepinus (North African catfish)
Lineage: Eukaryota; Metazoa; Chordata; Actinopteri; Siluriformes; Clariidae
Product: disintegrin and metalloproteinase domain-containing protein 10-like
Exons: 16
Coding region: 85-2466 (793 amino acids)
Biological process (GO): membrane protein ectodomain proteolysis; Notch signaling pathway
Cellular component (GO): synaptic membrane; plasma membrane
Molecular function (GO): metalloendopeptidase activity involved in amyloid precursor protein catabolic process
Source: RefSeq, a predicted model, not a curated record